Linum tenue is the source of this 1611-nucleotide messenger RNA. The record is from the annotation of a GenBank genome assembly. Lineage: Eukaryota; Viridiplantae; Streptophyta; Magnoliopsida; Malpighiales; Linaceae.
AUGGCCGCUUCUUGCUCCCUCUUCCACUCCUCCUCAUCCGCCGCCGCCGCAUCCCUUCCCCGCCACCAAACCAGCUCCCAAUUCCGCAUCCCCACCUCCGCCCCCUACCCCCGACCCCGCCGCUCCCCGGCGGUAAUCACCUGCACCUCCUCCACCCUCGACCCCGCACCUUCCUCCAACUCCGUCAAGCCCCGCCGCCCCGCCGACGAGAACAUCCGCGACGAGGCCCGCCGCCACCGCGCCGCCUCCGCGGCGAGCACCUUCUCCGCCAAGUACGUCCCCUUCAACGCCGGCGGCCCGGAAUCCGACGAGUCCUACUCCCUCGACGAGAUCGUGUACCGGAGCCGCUCCGGCGGCCUGCUCGACGUCCAGCACGACAUCGACGCGCUGAAGAAAUUCGACGGCGCAUACUGGCGCGACCUCUUCGACUCACGCGUCGGGAAGACGAACUGGCCGUACGGCUCCGGGGUCUGGUCCAAGAAGGAGUGGGUCCUCCCCGAGAUCCACCCGGACGACAUCGUCUCCGCCUUCGAGGGCAAUUCCAACCUCUUCUGGGCCGAGCGUUUCGGCAAACACCUGGUGGGCAUGGACGAUCUGUGGGUGAAGCACUGCGGGAUCAGCCACACGGGCAGUUUCAAGGAUUUGGGGAUGACGGUGCUCGUCAGCCAGGUGAACCGCCUCCGCAAAUUGAACCGCCCUAUCGUUGGGGUCGGCUGCGCCUCCACCGGCGACACUUCCGCCGCGCUCUCCGCCUACUGCGCUUCCGCGGGGAUCCCUUCCAUCGUCUUCCUCCCGACCAACAAAAUCUCCAUGGCGCAGCUGGUCCAGCCCAUCGCCAACGGCGCCUUCGUGCUCAGCAUCGACACCGAUUUCGACGGGUGCAUGAAGCUGAUCCGCGAGGUGACCUCCGAGCUCCCCAUCUACCUCGCCAAUUCGCUCAACAGCCUGCGGCUCGAAGGCCAGAAGACCGCCGCCAUCGAGAUCCUGCAGCAAUUCGACUGGGAAGUCCCCGAUUGGGUCAUCGUUCCAGGGGGAAACUUGGGGAACAUCUACGCCUUCUACAAAGGAUUCAAAAUGUGUCAAGAACUCGGCCUCGUCGACAAGAUCCCGCGCCUGGUCUGUGCUCAGGCUGCAAACGCCAACCCGCUCUACCGGCAUUUCAAAUCCGGGUGGGGGACGGAUUUCAAGCCGGUGAAGGCGACCACCACGUUCGCUUCCGCUAUUCAGAUUGGCGACCCUGUUUCCAUAGACAGGGCCGUCUACGCCCUGCAGAGGUCGAACGGGAUCGUGGAGGAAGCGACGGAGGAGGAGCUGAUGGAUGCAAUGGCGCUGGCGGAUUCCACUGGGAUGUUCAUUUGCCCACACACUGGUGUUGCCCUGACUGCGUUGAUGAAGCUGAGGAAGAGCGGCGUGAUAGGGGCGAGCGAUCGGACCGUGGUGGUGAGCACGGCGCAUGGGCUGAAGUUCUCGCAGGCGAAGAUCGAUUACCAUUCGAAAGCCAUACCGGAGAUGGCUUCGCGGUUCGCUAACCCGCCGGUGGAAGUGAAGGCUGAUUUCGGGUCGGUGAUGGAUGUGUUGAUGAAGCACCUGGGAGAUAAAGCUCCCAAGUAG